This is a messenger RNA of Pungitius pungitius (ninespine stickleback), 3100 nucleotides long. It is a transcript of the gene fibcd1b, whose product is annotated as fibrinogen C domain containing 1b. NCBI's taxonomy places the organism in Eukaryota, Metazoa, Chordata, Actinopteri, Perciformes, Gasterosteidae. The coding region runs from base 889 to 2340 and encodes 483 amino acids. The record is from RefSeq and is a predicted model, not a curated record. The transcript is spliced from 8 exons.
AAUGGCGUUUGGGGUUGCAGGAGAAUAGGAGUGUCCGCGGUGUGGUUGGAGGGAAGCAGCGGGCGGGGCGAGGCAGCGCCACAGCAGUCGGCAGCAGGGCGACGCAGCGAAGGAACGUUGCCUCGGAGCGCGGGCUGCGUGCGUAACGGAGGGACGCGCUGAUUGACAGUCGGGAGGCACGGAGCGCCCCGCACGGCACACGAGAGAGGAGCACGCUAAUCGUUUUCCCCCUGUGCACACGGCUUGUCAGAGGCAUCUCUCUGUGAAAUAGCAGCCCGAUCAGCCCGGUCGCAAAUUACGAAAGGCUCCACCCGGGCGCGGUAUUUGAAGACUUGUGCUAACUGGAAAAGGUCCGCGCUGACCUGGCGUCUCCAAGUGCCAAGGAAACGGGAGUGGAUGGACAGAACGGUUACACGGCACUUUCCAAGCUGAGUCGAAGAAGAUUUCCCGGGUUUCUUUUUUUCUGGAGUAAAAGGAGUGCGACUUGCCUUCGGGAUCAUUUUGUGGAUCUUUUAUUAUUAUUUUUUUUUUUGAACUAACAACAUUGUGACGCGUUUGUCAGUCAAGUUGCAAGCCCUGGAUCCCGCGAACACCCACCAAUCUUUUUUUAAAAUUGGAAUAACAAGAUAAUCGUGAGGUGGGAGGAGGAGGGGGGUUUUGGUGCGUAAUUUGUGCGGUGUUUGCGGUCGCUGCUCCCGCAGAAGUAGUUGCGCCUCAUUUCCCUCUCCACGCGAUAUAGCGCAUCCCCGUCGCCGACCCAUGGAGUAGGCUAAAACACAAAAUAAAGACCUCAAAAGCGGCGAGGGGAGGAGGGGGGGGGGGGGGUCAUUCUCUGUCGAUCGGAUGGGCAGAUUCUCCGUAGUGUGGUAAACUGACCAAUGGGGAAUCAUGAACAGCUCUUCUGAACUCGAAGACGGCACUCGGCAUAAAAACCAGACGUUCUGUGAGUGUGUGCCCAGCUCCUCCCAGCUCAAACACCGCUGGUCAGACUCUGAAACUGCCAGGGAGACUCCGGCCAAGAGGAUGAGCUGCAGCUACCUGCUCUGCACCAUCCUGCUCUUCGUGGCCGUGCUGCUGGCCGUGACCGUGACCGGCACCAUCCUUUUCAUGAACCACUACCAGGCGCCGCCCAUGUCCGACGGCCUGCCGCACAUCUCCACCAAUCAGGACGAGGCCAACGCCCUGGUCACCGUGGAGAGGGGCGACGGCUCUCGCAUCAACAUCUUCAUCGACCCCAACUGCCCCGACUACAACAGUAACUUUUUGCGCCUGGAGGGCGUCCAGACGUCGCUGCUCCACUCGCUCACCGACCACGACUCGGACCUCAAGUCGGUGAAAGGCCAGGACCGGGCCCUCCUCGUCAGCCUGGCCGAGGAGGUGGCCAAGCUGUCGGCCCACGCGGGGCAACUGAAGAUGGACUACGAGUCGCUGCGCAGGGGGCAAGGCAGCCUGGGGCAAGACCUCAACACGCUGCAGACGGAGCAGGGACGCCUCAUACAGCUGCUGUCAGACAGUCAGAUCAACAUGGUGAAGGUGGUGAACUCGGUGAGCGACGCCCUCAACGCCAUGCAGAAGGAGAACGUGGGGCUGAAGGCGCGCGUCAAGGCCGACCUGCAGAGGGCGCCGGUGAGAGGGGCCCGCUUCAAGGGCUGCGCCAACGGCUCGCGUCCCCGCGACUGCGGUGACCUGUACGCCAGCGGUCAGAGGGAGGACGGCAUCUACUCGGUGUUCCCUGUCCACUACCCGGCGGGCUUCCAGGUCUACUGCGACAUGACCACGGACGGAGGGGGCUGGACGGUGAUCCAGCGCAGGGAGGACGGCGCCGUCAGCUUCUUCAGAGCGUGGGAGUCCUACCGGGAAGGAUUCGGCAAGAUCACCGGUGAACACUGGCUCGGGCUGAAGCAGAUCCAUGCCCUGUCCAUCCAGGGGAACUACGAGCUGCGCAUCGACCUGGAGGACUUUGAGAACAGCACCGCUUAUGCCCAGUACGGAACCUUCGGCGUGGGCCUCUUCUCCGUCGACCCCGACGACGACGGAUAUCCGCUGACCGUCGGCGACUACUCCGGCAACGCAGGCGACUCUCUGCUGAAGCACAACGGGAUGAAGUUCACCACCAAAGACCGGGACAACGACCACUCGGAAAACAACUGCGCCUCCUUCUACCACGGCGCCUGGUGGUACCGCAACUGCCACACCUCCAACCUCAACGGCCAGUACCUGCGCGGCCAGCACACCUCCUACGCCGACGGCAUCGAGUGGUCCUCCUGGACCGGCUGGCAGUACUCCCUCAAGUUCUCCGAGAUGAAAAUACGGCCCACGCGCGACCCCGAGAACAAGUGAGGAGAGAGGACGAGAGGAGAGAGAGGAUAUACGAUGACAUUACACACCACUUCUUUCCCGACAGCUAGGCGGAGUUCCUUGUCUUGAUAUUGUUUGUUCACUAAAACGUACCUUUUAGUUUCCUCUGCUGUUUUGCCCCCCCCCCCUGAUGUUUUUUUUUCUCCUCCUCCUCCAUCACUCAGCUACUAUGUGUCCUGCUGGCUGCCAUUAUCCUUAAACAACACAAGCAUCAUGCAUAUUUAUUUAUUUUUCGUUUUCGGUUCACAAAGAAAAGCAGCAUACCAGAACCCCCCCCACCCCCCCCCCCAAAGCUGCAGCCGAGGCGGCCCGAGCGUCGCCUGCAGGACCGCACGCCAGCAGUUCGCUCUCCCCGAACAUGUAGCUCUGACCUCCCAUCUGUGGUCCAGUCUCUGCUGUAUAAUCUGAGAGCAAAACUCUCGACAAAAUGUAAAAAAAAAAAAAAAAAAGGGGAGUUGGAGAUGGAGGUCCUCCCUCCUCCCCUCUGAGGAGCAGUCGAGGAGAAGUGUAACAUUUGCAUCCCCGAUCUGUGUCGACGGGACCCGACCUCAGACAAUUAGUCGCAGAGACGCAGUCGGCCGAGGACGAGGGACUAACUCGACAAGCGGUGAAUUAGUUCAAAAAGUGAGAAUUAAACAGGAGUGAGGAAGAGGAAGGAGGUGCAAAAAAAUGAGAAAAAGAGAGAGAGAGAGAGAGAGAGAGAGAGAGAGACAGAACCCAUUCACCUAAAUCGGGCCAUUAG